AUGACUGAGAAUGUUGACGUACUUAUCUGCGGAUCCGGCUCUGCUGGUCUUUGUGCUGCGUUAUGGUUGUCGAUCUAUGGUAUCAAGUCCGUGAAGAUAUUGGAGCGACGGUCUGGACCCAUGACCAUGGGUCAAGCUGACGGGGUGCAAUGUCGAACUGUCGAGGUUUUUGAGAGUUUCGGUAUUGCCGAGGAGCUUCUCCGAGAAGCAUAUCAUGUGCUCGAGGUGGCGUUCUGGUCCCCAGAUGGCAAGGGUGGGCUCCAUCGUAAGGGACGGACGGCAGAUACCCAGCCCGGCCUCAGUCAUCAGCCACACGUCAUCUUGAACCAGGCGAGAAUUAACGGCCUGCUGCUGGAAGCAAUGCGGAAAGCGAACGGCCAGGAGGUUGACUAUGGGUACACUGUCAAGACCGUUGAGGUGGACUCCGAACUGGCCAAAGUCCCCGAUUCAUAUUGCACUACCGUGGUGGCAGAGAAAGAUGGCAAGGAGGAAGUUUUCAAAGCGAAGUAUGUUCUGGGUUGCGAUGGCGCCCACAGCAUGGUACGCAGGUCUCUCGGGUAUCGAAUGAUUGGCGAUACAACAGAUGCUGUUUGGGGCGUCAUGGACAUAUAUCCUCGAACAGAUUUUCCAGACAUCCGACGAAAGUCCACUGUCCAUUCGGAGUCCGGUAUGAUUUUAAUUAUCCCCCGGGAGGGAGGGUCGUUGGUGCGCUUCUACAUUGAAUUUCCAGCGGGCACAAACGUCAAAGAAGUGACGCUCGAAGACCUACACAGGAAGGCACAGCAAGUCUUCAGCCCGUUCUCCAUGGAAUUCUCAGAGACAUACUGGUGGUCAUGUUAUUGUAUAGGUCAGCGACUCGCGGACCAUUUUACCAAGGACAACCGGGUCUUUCUCACAGGCGACGCUUUUCACACACAUUCACCCAAGGCCGGACAAGGGAUGAAUGUCAGUUUACAAGACGGAUACAACAUCGGCUGGAAGUUGGGUAUGAUUUUACAAGGGAAAGCUACCUCCGAGCUGCUGACGACGUAUAAUCUCGAACGCGGUAAAACUGCUGCCGACCUGAUCGACUUCGACAGGUGGUUCACCAAGCUAUUCGCUCUGAAGGAAGCCGGUCAGGAAAGCAAAAUGACGCCAGAACAAUUCCGACAAGCCUUUAUCAAGUCUGGCCGGUAUACUGCAGGCUUGACUGCCAAAUACGAGGACUCUAGCGUCACGUCUGCAGCGGGAAGCAGGCAGAGCCUAGCCGAGAAUGUAGUUGUUGGUAUGAGGUUCCCUAAUGCGCAGGUCGUGCGGUUCUGUGAUGCGAAAGCAAUGCCGUUGGUACAAGCACUCAAGGCAGACGGCCGAUGGCGGGUGAUGUUGUUUGCAGGAAAGAUUGGACAGGCCGAAACUCUUGCGAGAUUGAGAAAGGUUGCCGAGUAUCUAGAGUCCUCUACAGGUCCAGUCCGUGAAUAUACUUCACCAUCGGCGGACAUCGACAGCUUCAUCGAGCCAAUCGUGGUCUUCAGCGGCACACGAGUAGAGAUGGAACAGGAAGAGAUUCCGGACUAUUUCUGGCCAGUCUCUGGCAAGUGGAAAUUGAGAGAUUUACACAAGACUUUCGUCGACGACGAAAGCUAUAACUCGGGACACGGCCACGCGUACGAGAAAUACGGCAUCGACCCAGAUAUCGGUGCCACCAUCAUUGUUCGACCGGAUCAAUACGUCUCCAAAGUCACAUCUAUCGACGAUGUCGAAGGUAUAGGACACCUCUUCGAUGCGUUUUGCGUCUCACGGACCGAGAACGGGAUCCGGUGA
Exophiala spinifera is the source of this 1800-nucleotide messenger RNA. RefSeq lists its product as uncharacterized. The coding region runs from base 1 to 1800 and encodes 599 amino acids. The record is from RefSeq and is a predicted model, not a curated record. Gene Ontology annotation, molecular function: FAD binding. The transcript has 5 exons. NCBI's taxonomy places the organism in Eukaryota, Fungi, Ascomycota, Eurotiomycetes, Chaetothyriales, Herpotrichiellaceae.